AGGAGGAGGAGGAGGAGAAAACUCCCGGUCCGCUCUUCGUCCUCUCAGCUCCCUCUCGCCGUCAGUCCUAUAAGCAGUCGGGUUCAACCGGACGGAGUGCCCGGGGCCGUGGGUUUAUUUUCCCCCGGGAAUCGGAACAGGACACCGACGAACUAUCCCAGAAGAUGUUCCUCUCUCUGCUCCUACCUGUCGUGGCUCUCUUGCUGAGCGGAGAAACGGCGGUCUCCGGUGACAGUAACGACAAAUGGCUGAGCACCGUGGCUCAGUUCAACAAGGACAGAUCCUGGAACAGAUUCAGAGACGAAGUGGAGGAUGACUACUUCAAGAGUUGGGCUCCUGCCAAGUCUGCAGACCAAGAGCGAGAGGCCCGACCUGGUAGAAAUGGAGACCCAGGAAGUAAAGCCCACCCUGGCUUGACCAAGAAGACAGUGAAGGAUGGCCCAGACGCCACCAAGGAUCCCUGUCUGAAGGUGCAAUGUCCUCCUCACAAGGUUUGUGUCAGCCGUGACUACCAGACAGCCAUCUGCACCAAUCACAAGCAGCCAGCUCACAGUGUGAAACCAAGAAAAGGCAGCGCAGGCCACAAGCGCAGGCUUGAAGCUGGUGCUCAUGGGAAAUGUAGGCUCUGCUCGGCCCUGCAAUCAACUCCAGUGUGUGGAUCUGAUGGACACACCUACUCUUCCAAGUGUAAGUUGGAGUUCCAGAGCUGCCUCUCUGGGAAGACAAUCUCAGUAAAAUGUGAUGGGCUGUGUCCAUGUUUGCCGGGUCAGGAGCUCAUAAAUCCAACACACAAGAGUGAGAAGGCUGCCUGCACUGACACAGAGCUUCACAGUCUGGCUGCCAGACUGAAGGACUGGUUCGGAGUUCUCCACCUCGAUGCCAACAGAGAUCUCAAAUCCUCUGACAGCUUCGAUUCUGCCACUGGACACUUUGACACCAGCAUCUUGCCGAUCUGUAAGGACUCACUGGGCUGGAUGUUCAACAAGCUGGACAUGAACUUCGACCUCCUGCUGGACCAAUCAGAGCUGAGCGCUAUCUACCUGGACAAGUAUGAGCUGUGCAUGAAGCCCCUCUUCAACUCGUGCGACUCCUUCAAGGACGGCAAGCUGUCAAACAACGAGUGGUGUUACUGCUUCCAGAAACCUGAGGGUCUGCCUUGCCAAACUGAAAAGAGCAGGAUCCAGAAUCAGAGUCGAAGGAAGAGCCUCAUAGGCUCUUAUAUUCCUCGCUGUACCGAGGAGGGCUACUUCAAACCAACCCAGUGCCAUGGCAGCACCGGUCAGUGUUGGUGUGUGGACAAAUAUGGCAACGAGAUCGCUGGCUCCAGAAAACAGGGCAACCCCAACUGCGACGAGGACCAGGAGACAUCAGGGGAUUUUGGCAGUGGCGGAGCAGUCAUCCUCCUCGACGACCAGGAGGAGGAGCCAUCACCGAGUGCUCGGAGCCGGCAGAAGAAGAGACGGGGCCGCAUCCACCCCAGAGGCGCCAUCUGGGACGACGAGGACGAGGAAGACGACAAGGAUGACGAGGUUGGCUACGUUUGGUAGCUCCGCUUCAUUUUACUCUGCCAUCAGCCCGACCAGGAAACUCCGUUAACUCAGCACAGAUCUGAAGCCAUUCCAAUGUCUCCUCCUCCUCCUCCUGUUACCUUGGCAGCAGUCCAUCGUUUGGCUCCUGAACUUGCUCCUUUAAUGCCCAUCCCUUAUUCAAAUCUCUCUCUUGGGUGAAACUCAUCCAACCUCUUCCUUUUCAAGUGUUUCCUCAGACAGAAAACAGAGAGCCUAUUAGAUUUCAUCAACAACUGUCAAGCCCUGUGUUAGAUUCUGUCCACGUUCUGCUUCUACCUUCCCCCAGACCCGUCAUCUUUAACCUCUUCUAACAAGGACUCUUCUCUGUUCUCUCUAUUACUCUCUCUAUCUCCUUUAACCUCUUCUAUCGCUCCUCCUUCUAUCUCUGUAUGCCCAUGUCAGGGCCUCUGGUCAGUCUGUGAGGCCACAUAUAUCAGCUGAUGUAUUGGAUGUAAAUAUGUUUCCUCCAGGAAAGGCCAGAAGGGGGAUUUCUUUCCCUGCUCCCCCAACAGCAGUCCAUUCUUCUCGAGUGUUCAUUAAUGUUUCCACAAUUCAAUGCCUCCCCCCCCCCAUCUCUCCCCCUCUGUUAUUUCAUGGAGGAUUGUAAAUUAUUUAAUCGUUGAUCCUGAAUGUCCAAGAAAGCCCGGGAAGCAAUGAGAUUAAUGAUGUAUUGUCGUUGUUGUUGCAUGUUCCUCAUCGUGUUUCUGUAAAAGAGAGAUUCCCUGGCCAGGUCUAGCUCUAUGCAUCUCAAACAGAAAGUGAUGCCUCUUUGGCUGCUACAAUACUUUGUUGCUAUGUUGAUGCUGUCUAGUGUCUCUUUGGUUCUUCUCCCAAUCUCAGGAGGUAGGAAGUUGCAUUGCAGAGGGAUAGCGGCGUAGAAAAAGCGAACUGCAAGGCCUACAGUCCAAAAUCUGCAGCAUCUCAGCCAUCUAUACUUUUACUGAGCGGUCAGUUGGGGCUGCUGAGGCUGUUUGACUGUGCAUGGACACUAGAGG
This is a messenger RNA of Paralichthys olivaceus (Japanese flounder), 2563 nucleotides long. The record is from RefSeq and is a predicted model, not a curated record. Lineage: Eukaryota; Metazoa; Chordata; Actinopteri; Pleuronectiformes; Paralichthyidae.